GUUCACCCAUCUCUACAUCGACAUACAUACGCCUUUUCUCCAGUUGGCCCAUCGGCCCUCUCACCACGCACCAAAGGCGUGCUUAUGUUCACUUGACGCUUUUCCUCGUGCCCUAUUCGCCUUCCUGCCGUCCCUGGCCCCCAUCCGCGCCUCAGUGCGGCCCAUCACACUUUUCUUCUCGAAGGCUUUGUUUUGAACGUGUUCCACGCCCGCUGGCCAAGCCAAGGACCGGCUCUGCUCUGACCGUGCAAGCGAACUUGAGCCGGGUUGUGCUGACUCCAAUCAAACGCAGAUAGGGAACACCCCACUGUCAUCUUCACUGCAACAUGCCUAGUCCCGUAUUGGCAGCGACCAGCGCGGCAAGGAAUCACAUGCUCCCCAUCGCAUCUCGCACCUCAAGGUCCCACUGGCUGCAGACCUUGGUCUUCGGCAUCUUCUUCAAUGUCGCGAUCAUUGCGCUCAACACGAGCCAGUUUAUCUUUCUGCCCCUCUCCUUUCUCCCCUCCACACAGCCGCUGUACGAGAAAUUUGUCGCAUACACCAAGCACAGCUUUGGCGUCCUGCUCGUCUCCAUCAGCCAGCUCUUUGCGCCUACGACGAUCGUGCUGAGCUUCACCGAUGCGCAGGGCCGACCCAUCGAUGCGCAAAAGUUCGUCAUACGCGAUGAGAACAGACGUGGUCCGGAUGGACUGGGUACAGUCACGCAGGUCAAGAUGCCGGACCGCAGCGUCUGGAUUUCGAAUCAUCAGGUCUAUGUAGAUUGGCUGUACCUCUGGUGCGUCGCUUACUACGCCAACAUGGCGGACAGCAUCAUCAUCAUCCUCAAAGCAUCGCUGAAGAAGGUUCCCUUUGUUGGCUGGGGCAUGCAAUUCUUCCGCUUCAUCUUCCUGGCGCGAAAUUGGCAGGCCGAUCGUAUGCCACUGGCUAAACACCUUUCUUUUUUAGCCGAGCGCUCGCAUUCGCAGCACGACAAAACCGACAAGAAGAGGCAAGACGAUAAUGUAGCAGAUGCGAAGGCAGCACGUGCGUCGCCAGCCAAGCUGCUCCUGCUCAUCUUUCCGGAGGGCACGAUCUUCACCGCUAAUACCAAGGCGCAGAGCGACAAGUACGCACAAAAGAUGGGCUACAAGAACGAGCUGAAAUAUACCGUCUUGCCGCGCAGCACCGGCCUCUUAUUUUGUCUACGUGCUCUCGCAGCUGACAUAGACGACCUAUGGCUAGUGGACUAUACAAUUGGAUAUCCGGGCAUCGCGCCAACAGGCUACGGCGAAGACUACUACACACUACGCUCCGUCUUCAUGCAAGGUGUCCCUCCUCCGCGCGUACACCUCAACUGCAUCAUGACACGUGUGACUGCUCCAGAUGACGGCGCAAAGUCGGGGCCAUCCGUAGAUAGCAUGGCGACGUUGGGUGGCAGCGUAGCGGCAGCAGCAGUUGGGACAGACGCCCUUGCCGAUCACCCGCCUUUGGGCCGCCUUGCUUCCAGCGGCAAGGCUAGUGGAACAAAGGAGAACGAGCCGACAAAGGAGGAGCAGGAGUGCUUUGCUGCAUGGUUGCGCGAGCGCUGGGCUGUCAAGGAUCGGCUGAUGGACUCGUUUAACCGCGAUGGGGACUUUGUUCAUGGCGCAUAUACCCGCCGCCUGCAGCGUGACGGCACGCAAGGGCUUGAGAAGCUCAUAACCCCACAAUUUUUCGAGAUCCCCGUUGAGCUUCGUUCGCCGUUGGAACUAGGCCAUGCUUUCGUCUGGGGCCUGCCGGUGUGGGUUGCUGCUGGCGUUAUCCAAGGUUACAAGGCGCUGAAAGGAUAAGGAAAGAUUAAAUCGUAAAAAUAGGUGAGGAAAGUAAGUUAAAGGCACUACUCAGUCAGCUGUAGCGUAGUGAAAACCUGCGAAGGGGUUCUAUUUAUCUCGCGGAUGGUUAGACCAUCAUCCUUCACCC
This is a messenger RNA of Tilletiaria anomala UBC 951, 1938 nucleotides long. RefSeq names its product acyltransferase-domain-containing protein. The transcript has 4 exons. Gene Ontology annotation, cellular component: endomembrane system. The record is from RefSeq and is a predicted model, not a curated record. Gene Ontology annotation, molecular function: acyltransferase activity. The coding region runs from base 327 to 1808 and encodes 493 amino acids. Lineage: Eukaryota; Fungi; Basidiomycota; Exobasidiomycetes; Georgefischeriales; Tilletiariaceae.